AUGCCUCCCAAGAAGGACAAGGAACCAAAGGGUUUCUCCCAGCCCCCUCAGCCAUCAACACCCUUGGCAGGGACAUCCGGAUCCCAGGAAUCGGCGCCAAAGUACCGCUUGCAAGAUCAAACCGCGUCACCACCUAACCCUACCCCCCUACCCGUACCCCAGCCGGUUGGGCAAGAUCAACGGUGCCCCCCGACAACGCCGCUUCGACAGGACCCGUCUAAACCACCCGGCAACGGUAAGCAGGGGAAAAGGAAGAGAAGGACGUCCCCGAAAACCCCCGAAAACCUCAUCGAGCCAGAGGCUUCGACUGCAGCAUCCCCGGUAGCCGAUAAUUCGCCCCCGAGGAUACUAAAGCCCCCGCCGUCCGAUAACACCUUACUCCCGCCUCCGCAGCUAGCUGAGGCAAGACAGACAACGACAUCCCGACCCCCUCCUACAAUCAUCGAUGCUUUUGAACAAGCUCUACCCCCGGUUCGACUAGCAACAGACUUCGGUACCGAGUUGGGAGGACACGAAUCCAGCAUGCUCGUGAAAUCGACAGUCCCGCCGCCAUUUUGGAUUGCCAGGAAAGCAGAACAUUACCUCGAGCUUGCCGAUUGUUAUCUCUCCACUCCCAAGGUCAGGGCUUACCUAAGUAAUCAUUACCUCCCAUCUCUAGAGCCUACGUUCCGCGUCAGGAGGGAGGCUGACGUCGUGACGUUUACCGCGACUCACCUCACACACGCCGCGAACUUCGCGCUGGGUGGUGCCGUGUUUCCUGGGGAGGUUGAGAUGCUGUCGGAGUAUCAGCGGGGCCAAUGCCGCCCUGAUUGUAUCUGGAGGCUCGACAGCACUGGUGGCGAUGAAAAUAGCGGUGAUGAUGCGGUGAGUGGGAGUGGUGGUCGCAAGCAGAAUAAGCAACAGAGGAAAAGGACUGGUCCUGUUUUCGCCGUCCUGGAACUCAAGAUCACAGGCGCUUUUAACGUCUGCGAUUUCGACAAUUCGAAGGUCGAGGAGAGCAACCUGUCUAAAGGGAAUCCGAAACGAACCCAGAUCGAGGGCGAAAUUUUGUCACCCAUGAAGCAAAUCACGACAUACGGGCAGAGCGAGAACUUCGACACUCAAUAUGUCGCCUGUUUCGACGGAAGGACCCUCUUUCUCGGGGUCUUAUUGCCUGGCCCAGAGUCCACCACCGCCCCCUUCAUCCGCGGCACCGUGCUCUCUUGCCAGGGCGGGCUCGCCGAAAACGGCAAGGGGCAUGAGUACGCCAGGAAAGCGCUGCUCGGCUGGCUGAUUGAAGCCCGGCUGGAACAGCGGGCCGACAAAAACCACCAUGUUCCCCGGAAGCUUGAACCCAGGCCACUCCAGGCCGCAGAGGCCGCAGACACCCCCCGAGGGGGGCAGGAUGCCGUAUUCACCGAAUUUGCCGCUUUCGCUUCUGGCACCUUCGCAAGCCUUGUCAACGAGCGCCGACGUGAUAGAAGCUUCGCCACCCUCCACUACCCCGAGAUCAGGGAACGCAUCUCCGAGGUCUACAACGCACACCCAGACACCUUGGGAAGUCGCAGGAAGGCAGGCCUCCUGCGGUCUCUGCUUUACCAGAUCCUGACCCAGGACCCGAGCCUGAUGCCCCAGCUCUGCCCGGCGCGCUGGGCCUCGGGCCCGUUCACCGAGCAGCCCCUGGACCCCUGGGACCGGACGGAGGUCUGCGACACGCUGCUGGCUCUCUCACGCACCCCGGCUAACGAACCGCCGCCAGCCGCUCACUCACGACGCAUCUGUAUCUUCUUCGACGGACUCGACGAUUACCGCGACGACCACCGGGAACUGCUGGGCCUCCUGUUCAAGGUAUCACGGUCCCCACACUUCAAGAUCUGCGCGUCCAGUCGCCCCUGGAUCCAGUUCCACCAAGCGCUCCAACAAACGGAGUGGACGCUUGCCGUCCAGGACCUGACGCGUGACGACAGCCGGCGGUACGCCAACACCAAGCUCUGCCCCACACAGCCAGCCUACCUCUGGAUGGAAAACCACGACCCAGCCAUAGCGGACGCCCUUGCCGAGGAGAUCUGCCGGCACACCCAGCCGCCUCGAGAAACUCCCUUCCGAUACGGAUGCCUACCUAACUUCACCCUGAUGCUCGACACCAUCGACACGGUCUACCGGCAGCGCCCGGCGCGCAUCUUGAAGAGCCUGACAGACGCCACGACGCCGUUGCCCGUUCUACUAUUCCACUUCUUCGACCUCGAGGAAGAAGACGCCGAUUACGCCACCGGGAAGUCUCUGCAGCCGGUGCCCGAGUCCCGCGUGCUGGCUACCGUGAAGCCGAGAUGGUACCAGCUCAUCGCGCAGUGCAAGGACCUGGUCAAACUCAACUGUGACCCGCACGAACCGGGCAUGCUCCGUGACCGGGUCAGUUUCCUGCACCGCACGGUGUCCGACCUUUUUCGCACCGAGUCGAUGGAUUCGCUGCUGAACGCCCGCGUGGGGGUGGGCUUUGAGCUGAGACUGACGCUCUCACGCGGGUUUCUGGCUAUGCUGCGGCUGAUCCCGCAGUGGUGGGUGACGAGUGGGGUGAUCAAGAUGGACCGGAUGCGGCGAUUUACGCUGAGGAUUCUGGUGUAUGCGCGGGAACUGGAGGAGUUUGAGAUAAACGCGCAGAUUUACCCGGUGCUUGAUUGUCUGGAUGAGGCGUUGGCGUUGACUCUUGGGGACGACGGAGGGACUCUGGAAUAG
Messenger RNA from Dichotomopilus funicola, 2712 nucleotides. RefSeq lists its product as uncharacterized. NCBI's taxonomy places the organism in Eukaryota, Fungi, Ascomycota, Sordariomycetes, Sordariales, Chaetomiaceae. The transcript has 4 exons. The record is from RefSeq and is a predicted model, not a curated record. Bases 1 to 2712 code for a protein of 903 amino acids.